AGACUACUUAAGCUGAGCUCCAUGAACCUCAGUGAAGGGCUGUUUCAGGGUUUGGCUUAGUGACCCUCAUCCUGGCAGUUAUUUUACUUGUAAAGAAUAUUCAAGUGCUCUGCCUAUCUAGGGCCCUGUGAAGCAAUGAAAUAUCACUCUCAUAUAGAGAAUCUGGAUGAAGAUGGAUAUACUCAAUUAGACUUCAGCACACGAGACAUCCAUAAAAGGCCAGUGAGAUCAGAGAAAGGAAGCGGGGCUCCACCUUCUCCUUGGCGGCCCAUUGCAGUGGCUUUAGGCAUCUUGUGCUUGGUGGCAGUAGUGAUUGCUGCAGUGCUGGGUGCCCUAGCAUUUUGGAGAUUCAAUUCAGGGAGAAAUCCAGAGGAGAAAGACAACUUCCCAUCAAGAAAUAAAGAGAACCACACACCCACAGAAUCAUCUUUAGAUGAGAAGGUGGCUCCCUCCAAGGCAUCCCCAACUACAGGAGUUUUUUCUCGGCCUUGCCUUCCUAAUUGGAUCAUGCAUGGGAAGAGCUGUUAUCUAUUUAGCUUCUCAGGAAAUUCCUGGUAUGGAAGUAAGAGACACUGCUCCCAGCUAGGUGCUCAGCUACUGAAGAUAGACAACGCAGAGGAAUUUGAGUUCAUUGAAAGCCAAACAUCUUCUCACCACGUUCACUCAUUUUGGAUAGGCCUUUCCCGAAAUCAGAGUGAAGGGCCGUGGUUCUGGGAGGAUAGAUCAGCAUUCACCCCCAACUUGUUUCAAGUCAGAAAUACAGCUCCUCAAGAAAGCUUACUGCACAAUUGUGUAUGGAUUCACGGGUCAGAGUUCUACAACCAAAUCUGUAAUACUUCCUCAUUCAGUAUCUGUGAGAAGGAGCUGUAAAUGUAAUGUAUGUGAGGGUAUAAAGAUGGCGUGCUGAUGUCAUGCAUGCUCACACACAGAGACACACCACCACCAACAACAGCAACUACAACAACAACACAGAACAGAACAGAACAGAACACACACAAAUAUACCAAC
This is a messenger RNA of Mastomys coucha (southern multimammate mouse), 1008 nucleotides long. It is a transcript of the gene Clec7a, whose product is annotated as C-type lectin domain containing 7A. NCBI's taxonomy places the organism in Eukaryota, Metazoa, Chordata, Mammalia, Rodentia, Muridae. Gene Ontology annotation, molecular function: (1->3)-beta-D-glucan binding; pattern recognition receptor activity. The record is from RefSeq and is a predicted model, not a curated record. The coding region runs from base 136 to 870 and encodes 244 amino acids. Gene Ontology annotation, biological process: detection of fungus; positive regulation of killing of cells of another organism; positive regulation of lymphocyte activation. Gene Ontology annotation, cellular component: cell surface. The transcript has 6 exons.